UAUUGCGGAUACUUGUACAAUGAAAGAAAGUAGUUCGAUUUGAGUGCACAAAAGGCGAAUGUGGCGAAUUGAAUAUGUCGGCGCCACAGGUAACCAAUGUGGAGAAGGUACUUCCGAACGAUGAAGAACUGGGACGAAGGAACUGCCGCUGGAGGGAACUGGUCAAGAAAUAUGAAAAGGAUAACACGAAGCAGGCCGAACACGAAAUGGACAUCGACGCGGCCUUCGAAAUACUCGACCAAGAAAUGAGCAAUGAAAGCUCGGUCAGCGACGUCGAAGAGGACUCAUCCAAAAGUGGCAGCGCGGUGGAUAAUCCGGAAGAUAUCAAACAGCAGCUUCGAGUUGCGGUGCCGUCCCGUAAGCGCACCUGGGAAGUGAACGGGCUCAAGGAGAUACUGGAUGAUCACGAGUUUCGAAUGCUCAGUCACGAGAAGGUGGAGAACUGGCUGCGCAAUCACAUGCACAGCAUCACGGGCCAAUUCAACGUGCACUAUCAGGCGCAGCAGGUGACCACGGUUACGGAGACGUGCAUGGAUGCGGACGCCGACUCGCUCUACUCGGUCGACACGGCGCAGUACAUCCGUUCGAACAAACAGAUCAGCAACAAGGUCAAGGUAACGACCAUGAUCAAGCAGUACGCAGUGACGAGCUCCAUCCGCCACGGACGACUGAACUCACUGGGUAGCAUUUACGACGAUCAUUCCAAUAGUGCCACGCAACGGAUGCUGACCAGAGCGCACUCUAAGUCCGAUAGUUCGUGUGACGUGAUGAGGCAAAUCACUGCGAUGCCACCGCAUACAAUUCCCAUCGAUCAUCGUCAGCAUCACCAACGCCAUCUACCACAACCGGAACCGGCCGCUUCCGAUUAUAAACGCCGAACUAGGAAGAAGGUGUUUAAAAAAACUCUCCCUCGAAAGCGACCAACAGUGACUGGCGAAGCUGCCCGUGGCAAUCCGGUUACAUCACCUCAGCUCCGGUACGAUCAGCGCGAAGUGUACGAAAAGGCACUUGAGCAGUGUGCGCGCAUGAAGAAAGCCAAAGCUCGUCGAACACCCUGCCGGAGGGUGACUCGACGGCAGACCAGUCGCAUGUACGCGUCAACGUCCUCAUCCGAGGGUGAAAAUCGGCUGGACGAUAGCGACAACAACGACGUGUUCCGCGCGGGCCCUUCUCAGAGAGUGAAACCAAUACUCGUGCCGAGGAAAAAUCUCUUCAUCCCGAAUGCCGUUAGUCCGUCUUCACCACCAACACCACAACCGUCCAACAGCCAGCAAGCGGUACCACUCAAUACUCCUCCACCAGCGACCAAAUCGUCUCCCACCGAGCGGGAGAUCGUAGAACCGUUUCAAUCGAUUACGCUCAGCGCCUCCAAGCGGAAGCGUCCACAGCCGGCUGGUCCGGCGGUGCAGAGUGUAGCCGGGCAACAGAGCCGGGAGCGUCCCAAGAAGCAGAUCGGCAUUCAACUGGACGGUUGCUACCAUGACGAGGGGAUCGUGAUCUACCGGCCGAAAACCAUCCGUCCGCAUCUGGGCGCCCAUGAACGGAUCCUGCUGCGCAUGGAAGAUCUCACGCUGGACGGUGUCGUGAAGGAGCGCCAUUUGGUCAAGUUCCGCGACUUCAAUUAUCGCGUCCACCCGAACUCGACCGUUUGCUUCUACCCGAGCGACUCGGACAGUGACGAUUGUCUAUCGGACGUGGAAAGCAAAAACAACGAUACGGAGAACUCGUACGAUGACGAUGAUCCCAUACUCACGUUUCAUCCGCGCAAAACCAACAUGCUCAAUGUGGUGGAGGUGCCGUACCGUCGGCGAAUCAGUUAAUUCCUUCGGCAGCAUGGAUGAGCGGGCUACUGAGAAUUCUACACAUAUACACACACACACACCUUCCGUGGUUUCCGUAGGGGAUGGAGUUUACUCUUAGGAUAUCCCUACAGCCACGUGUUCCUCAAGUGCAAAUAGUCUUUUGAAAAGUUCUGAUAGUUGGUAAGUUACAAACUUAAGUAAAUAAUCUUUCUCAUUUAAAACAGCAUCAAAAUCGUAUGGUUGCUACUUGAAAGACUUAAAUAAAUAAUGGUGCAUCGUACUUUUGUUACA
Molecule: messenger RNA, 2093 nt
Organism: Anopheles coustani
Lineage: Eukaryota; Metazoa; Arthropoda; Insecta; Diptera; Culicidae
Exons: 2
Coding region: 75-1820 (581 amino acids)
Source: RefSeq, a predicted model, not a curated record